Dufourea novaeangliae is the source of this 3120-nucleotide messenger RNA. RefSeq names its product ATP-binding cassette sub-family G member 1-like. Lineage: Eukaryota; Metazoa; Arthropoda; Insecta; Hymenoptera; Halictidae. The record is from RefSeq and is a predicted model, not a curated record. Gene Ontology annotation, cellular component: plasma membrane. The transcript has 12 exons. Gene Ontology annotation, molecular function: ATP binding; ATP hydrolysis activity; ABC-type transporter activity. Bases 491 to 2395 code for a protein of 634 amino acids.
UAUUCAUCUCGUAUCGCAUUGCAGCUGCAAUCGUGACGCUGACCCCGUGUACUAUUUCUCAACGUUUACAUUCGUCCGUUGAGAACAGUGUGCCAUGUGCGUGUCACGAAAAUAGAACUUUUUUUUUCACGUCACUGCGCUCGACGUCUCCCCUCUGAUGUUCUCUGAUACGACGGUGGUGAACUAAAUAUAUACAGACACACACACACACACACACACACACACGUACCGAGCAAUCCACGAUAAUCGUGUGUAGCGACGACAAGGGCUUCGGUGUGAGAAGAUCACUGCUUCCAUUCUUUCUCGACCGAUUACCAUGCAGGUCAAUUACCCACGUUAAUAGACGCAUAAUUCACUUUGGACUUUGGGGGCGUUUCAGUUGCGAGAUAAACUAAUAGUGUAUUACGAGAGGGGGAUAUAACGUCUCGCGGGUAAUGGGUCCAGUGAAACGGACGUAAAUCAAUUCCGGGAAAUCAAAGCAGGAUAAACCAUGAUGUUAAGAUCGGACAUCGAGGCGGACGUGAAGCGCGAUGGAUGCUCGAAACUCCCGCCUACGCAGGACGCGUCGGUGUCGUUGUCACACCUGAAAAGAAUGGCUCCUGUCGACGUCGAGUUUAACGAGCUCACCUAUACGAUACCCUAUGGUAGAAAAGGUUCGAAAGUGAUCUUAAGGGGAGUCUGCGGACAAUUCAGAUCUGGACAGGUCACCGCGAUUCUGGGCCCGUCAGGCUCUGGAAAAUCUACUCUGUUGAAUAUCCUAGCCGGAUACAAAUCGACAGGUGUCAGUGGACACAUUAGCCUGAAUGGACGGGUGGAGGGUGUGGACCGAUUGAAAAAAGUGUCCUGUUACAUCAUGCAAGAGGAUUUGAUACAACCGAGGCUGACGAUAUACGAGGCGAUGCAAUUCGCCGUCGAUUUGAAGCUCGGCAAUGUCUCGAGGAAAACGAAACUCACCGCUAUUGAUGAGAUCCUGGACAUUUUACGACUGAGACGCGCGAAAAACACGCCCGCCGAGAAUCUGUCUGGUGGCGAGAGGAAGAGGCUCUCGAUCGCUUUGGAACUCGUGAACAAUCCUCCCGUUAUAUUUCUCGACGAGCCGACCACAGGACUGGACGAAAUAUCGGCCACGCAGUGCAUCGAUCUUUUGAAUUAUUUCGCGCGACUGGGCAGAACCGUGAUCUGUUCCCUCCAUACACCGAGCGCGAGCAUUUUCGCGAAGCUUGACCACGUUUACGUCGUGUCCGGUGGUCAGUGCAUCUACAGGAGCACGGUGGCCAAUCUGGUGCCGUUUUUUCGGCAAGUGGGCAUCGAGUGCCCGAAACAUUACAAUCCUGCCGAUUUCGUGAUCGACGUAUCCGCGGGUGAAUACGGCACGGAAUGGGUCGGACGUAUGGCGAGUCUGGUGGCCACGGAACAGCCAAUUGUUCCUCUCUUACGAUCGACGACGAUCACGCAGCAACAGCUGCAACUCGCUAAAUGGAUGCCGAAACUGUCCUGGUACGAUCAGUUUCUCGUUCUCUCGAGACGUAUGAUGCUGCAGCUGUACAGAAACAAGAAUUAUCUGUAUCUGAAAAUAGGCCUACACAUAUUCCUCGGCUUUAUGGUUGGCGGUCUGUUCUUGAACGUCGGGAACGACGGAUCGAAAACUCUGUUUAACUUUGGCUUCUGCUUCGCCUGUUUGAUAGUCCUCCUCUACGUACCUAUGUUACCGGUAUUGAUGCACUUUCCCUCGGAGGUGCAACUGAUCAAACGGGAAUAUUUCAACAUGUGGUACAACCUGUGUCCGUAUUAUUUGGCUCACACGUUAACCAACAUACCAGCGCAGUUACUGGUAUCGUCGAUAUAUUUAUCGAUGGUGUACGUAAUUACGGGGCAACCGAUGGAAUUCUUUAGAUGCGCGACGUUCUUCGGGAUCUGCUUUAUAUGCAUGUUUAUAGCCGAAAGCAUCGGCCUGGCAAUAGGCAGCACCUUGAAUAUAGUGAACGGGACAUUUGUUGGGCCUGCGCUGACUGUACCGCUAAUGCUGGUCGCGGUACAAGGUAUGGGCGAGCAACAGGCGCUGCCCAUUUAUCGUAAACUGAUAAUGUAUCUGAGUUACAUUCGGUACGGUCUGGAAGGCCUCGUCACUAUUCUAUACGGGUACAACAGAAACAAAUUGUAUUGCUCGCCAUCGGAAAUAUUCUGCGAGUUCACAAUGCCUAAGCAACUUUUACUGAUAAUGAAAAUGGAAAACGUGGUGGUCUGGGUGGAUGUGCUUGCUCUGAUAAUAAUUCUCAUUGUACUAAGGGUUCUUACAUACUACUUACUGAGACAGAGGUUUAAGCCGAACAGAACGUUCCGAGCCCUACACUUCAUCGGUAGGCUCGCGAAGAGUCAUUUUAAUAUCAAUACUUAAGAAGAUAGUUCUGUAAUUUCCAGGAUUUUCGUGUACAGAAUAACAGUUAGAAUAACAUUGAACGUUUUUAUACAUUCUUAGUGAUACUGGACCAAAUGAUCGAAUGAUUGCGUGGUGGAAAAAGAGUAUUCGUGUUUGGAUGUACAUUGAUGGUUGAUGGCAGAUAAGGCAUUAUUUAGGAAAGGCGUUCUUUUUCUAUUUUGUGGCCAUCAAUGGUAUUUAAAAGAAAGAAAUAUUAAUAGACUUCAAUCGAAAAAGAAUGCAUUCUUAGGAAAUGUUCUUGAACCAUCAAGACCGCCUGAGAUUAUGUUUAGCGAUAAAAUCCGUUGGGAUAACAACGUUACAAAUGCUUGACAAGUGUCAUAUAUUCUCUCGUUCUUUCAUAAUAUAUUACUGAAUCGUAAUCAUUACAGAUAUUUUUUUGGAUUAUCGAUAGUUAUACGGAAUAACAUUAAAUCGGUUUCACUGAAAUUCAUUUUCAAAUUUUCGAUUAUCGAACAGCGUCGGUAGCGACACUCAGCGUAGGGAGACCGAACUAGAAUGAAAGUUGCAUUGCUAUGUGCAUGUCGGGUUGCAUGUAUCAAAACACAAAGAACAAUUAUGUAAUCUAAUCUAAUCUGAUUACUUUUUGUAUUGAUAAUAUUUGCUAGUAACGUUCUGUUUCAUACGCUACACCGAGAAAAUGUAAAGGAAACAAAACACUUUAUGAGCAUUACAUCUGUUGC